GGUUUCUAUCGUUACCCAGACGCUUGAAAGUUUGUUUUAGCGUUAACAUGCCACUCAAGAACAGCAAGUCGUCCAAAAAGGGCCGAAAGCUGACCAAGGCUCAGAAGGCAAAGCUGCAGCAAGAGGAGGAGGAGCGGAGGCUGCGAGAGGAAGAGGAGGCCCGGCUACAGGCAGAAAGAGAAGAGCAGGAGAGACUGGAAAGGGAGAGAAAGGAGAAGGAGGUAGAAAGGUUAGAGCUAAAGGACCAACAGCGCAGAGAGGAUGAGCUGAAUGAACUGCGCCAUCUACUGGAGCAGAAUCAUACUGCAGUGACCAAAUGGAAAACAGAUGCUAUGGAGACGGCCAAGUGGGAGAGAUACAUGCGCUGUGAUGGAGCUCCAGAUCCGACAGUGCAGCAGGAUAUUAACACAUAUAUCAGCUUGUGGAGAGACGAUCCAGAGGUGAACAUCACAGCUGUGCUCAAGCAGUGUAACCUCGCUCUGCAGCUGGUCGAUGAGCUGGAAGGUCAGCUAAAAGAUGUUACAGACCCACAAGAGAACCAGAAGUACCAGGAGGCUCUCAUAAACCUGCAGGAGUUAAUCCACUCUAAACACCGCCUCACCACUGAGGACAUCCUGAAGAGAGCCAGCUCCAACAUUGACACCGAGACAGGCAACAUGCAGACCGUGAUCAGAGAUGAAAAGGUUACAGUGUGUCUCUGGGCCAACAUCAAGAAGAAUCCCAGGUUUAAAGGUUUAAACUUCGAGGAGGUCGGCUUUGGAUUUGAGAUUCCCAAGCAGCUGGCGGUGAGCGACGUUGCUGUUCGAAUCCUCCACACACACUACGACCACCUGUCCAUGCUGGCCAGGAUGACUCACCUGAGGAUACAAACGGCCAGUCGCAGGUCUCUUGCAGGGGGAGCGGAAACUCCAGAAGACUUAGCUGAGCAGGUGGAGACUAAAGAAAACAGGGAGGUGGAGGAAGACAGCGACCCUCAGUCGCAGAGAGUGGAGGAGGAGGUUCAGUCCAUCCAAGGGUUGGAAGGAAGGAAGAGUGCAACCAGUCUGCAGUCAAGAAAAGACAGUCCACUGCCUGAAGAAGUCCAACAAAGCAACAUACAAACGCAGAUGGAGGCACUUGAAGCUGAAGGCGACCUGAUCUGUCCCUCAGUGCAGCUCCCACUGAUGAACCAGGCUGUCCAUGUGGUAGAUCUGAUGCAGUUCACUCCUCUCGGUGGCGUCUUCUACUACGACGUGUUUCACCUCCCGCCUCAGGCUCUCCACGUCAACGGCUGGGAAAUCCGACAGUUUCUGGACACAGGGCUACAGAUGUUCCAUUAUCCUACAGAGAAAUUUGACUUAGGCAGCAGUGACGCUCUCAUCUUCCCUCCUAUUGGGGCAUCUGUGAUGCUUCCUGACUAUGUUGUGUUUUUGGAGACUCCACAAGUAGCUCGCUGGGAUGCUGCAGAGAAGCAGUGGCGGAUGGACGGCAUCACUGAUGUUUCUUAUGACGAAGCCCAGGCUAAAAUCUCCUUCAAGAUGGACUCCUUCCAAGCCUUUGUGCUGAUGCAGAAAACCUACGCCAACCUUCCCUUUCGGAGCUGGGAGCUGCGACCGCUGGGCCAAGAUGCCGCCAUCUUCACCAUCAGUGGGGCUUUGAUCGACCUCAGCAUCACUAUUCAGGAUAAUCAGUGUUUGCUGCAGUCAGAGCGAGACCAAGGCCUCUCUCGCAUCAUGGGAAAGUGGAUGAGCAUCUCCGCUCUGCAGAAAGCCAUGAUCAACGCUGGGGUCAACAUCUUCGUCAAUGAGUACACAGACAAAUAUGUCAGCACCUGCGGCAAGGAUCCUCUAACAGAACAUGCUGCCUACGAACAGAUGGCCCUCUUUGCUUCUGCCUGCGCUUUCUCAUGGAGCAAGUGGAAUUCUAAAUGUGGAGCCGAACAUCUGGUCAUGCAGGUGUGCGAGCACCUCGACUCCGCCCCUGUACCUGAGGACUCCUGGAGUCUUUACCUGCUGGGUGCUCAGAGAAGUCAAAAGCUGGAGAUCACAGAGGAGAGUGAAGAUUUUUCUCCAGACCAUCAUCCAAGCAGCGAGUUCCACUCCACCUUCAUCCACAUGUUACAGGACAGCAUGAGCCCUGGUGGUGUAGCUAGAACUAGAGAAUCACACCAUCUGUUUGUGGACACAGUGCAGAGCCUGCUGUGUGCCACCAGACCCCUCAUGUAUUCCUAAAUUACAAAAUAAAGACAUUUGAAUCUAAAUACACGUCAGAACACACAUCUGCUAUUGUAGAAUUGGCUACUUUAUUUGUGCAAAGAUCCACGCAUCGUCUUUGGGACAUACAAAAGUGUAUGAAGUUGAACGGUGACAACCACAGCAAGAACUUGUAGAGGAAAAACAUAAUUUAAAAAAACAAAAACAACCCUUUGGUGUUGAGACUGAAACGAUGCAGAUUUAUAACUUAACAAAAAUAAACAUUCACAUCUUCUCACUCAAAACUAGCAAACUCAUAAAUAUAGAUUUCAUAAACACUUAAAAACACUUACAAUGAAAGUUUUAUUACCAGUGUUUAUAGACUUAAAAGUUAUAAAAUGUCCUCUGCAACCGAUGAGGAAAUGAAUGUAAAAUCCCAUUAAAAAGGCUGGCAGUCUCCAGGAUCCAUGAAAUGUAUUUAAAAAGCUGAGUGGCACAGUUGGAGCAGCUCAUUAAAACAACGCAUCAGUGCUAUCAUUCUUAUAUUAAGUGACAUGAUUAGUGCCAGCUCUGAUGUCUGAUCCACCCUGAUUUGAACGAUGAUCCUGGUAGAUGGUUGCCAGCCACACUUGAUCUGUUAACAUGAUUUUAAAAAGAAAGUAGUGAUGGCGAGAUGAAGCUUCAUGAAGCAUUGAGGCUUUCCAUCCAAUUGUUUCACUCAUGGUUCGAAGCUCCAUGGUGCUUCAUUUGCUCUACUGCGCCAUCAACUGGACAAAUAAAAGUAAAACAGGCAGAGUGCUUAUAGUGACACACUGGCUUUGCUAUGUGAAGCUUUGAAUUGUGCUUAAAUGAUAAUGCCAAUAAACAAGUAAUAUACUUAA
Amphiprion ocellaris (clown anemonefish) is the source of this 3052-nucleotide messenger RNA. RefSeq names its product dynein axonemal intermediate chain 7 (gene dnai7). Gene Ontology annotation, molecular function: beta-tubulin binding; microtubule binding. The transcript is spliced from 17 exons. Lineage: Eukaryota; Metazoa; Chordata; Actinopteri; Pomacentridae. Gene Ontology annotation, cellular component: axoneme. Bases 48 to 2210 code for a protein of 720 amino acids. The record is from RefSeq and is a predicted model, not a curated record.